Messenger RNA from Spodoptera littoralis (African cotton leafworm), 939 nucleotides. The record is from the annotation of a GenBank genome assembly. Lineage: Eukaryota; Metazoa; Arthropoda; Insecta; Lepidoptera; Noctuidae.
AUGAAGCGGGCACGAACCAGUGAAGUUUGGACACAUUUUACUGUAGAUUCAGAAGAAAAUAAAAUUGCCAUUUGCAAAAUAUGUCAGCAAAAGUGCUCAUUUAAAACAACGAUUUCGAACUUGAAUAAACACAUGAAAAGCAAGCAUGUUGCAGUAUUAUCGUCAUCGUCAAGCAAACAAAUGCGGCAAAACCCAGAAAAUAAAACCGACUCCACCAAUACACAGGUAUGUAAUUCAGAAAAUGUACAACCUGUGACUGGGUCAUCCUCAUCGGUUGCUAGCACAUCCAACAUAGUUGAGAAUCAUCAGGCGUAUUCAAGACAACUGGUGCAGAGUAAAAUUAAUUUACCAGUUAAAAAAUUAACUGCAUCUCAACGAGAAAAAAUUGACGAACAGUUGAUGCUUCUUUUUAUUAAAGAUUUUCAACCGUUCUCCAUUGUCGAGGAUACAGGUUUUAGGGCCUAUUCAAAUGCUUUAAAUGUUGUUUACCAGCUCCCGACUAGGCAACAUAUUUCUAAUACGCUUUUGCCGGCACUAUACGAAAAACGUGUAAACAGAGUUCGUACAAAUGAAAUAAAAAACAUCACUUCACUUAGUUUAACUACUGAUUUGUGGACAUCGGCGUCUCAAGAGAGCUACAUUGCCAUAAUGGCGCACUAUAUUGACAUAGAUUUUAAGUUCAAAAAGGUAUUACUGGAAUGUGCACCGUUGCCUGGCUCUCAUACAGCCGCAAAUAUCGCAGAGGAAAUCUCUCGCACAAUCGAUGAUCUUGGAAUUGAUAAAAAACAAAUUCUCAUCAUAACCACCGACAAUGCACAAAAUAUGCAAAAUGCUGUAAAACAGCAUUUGGGCUUAAAACAUUUUGGUUGUUUCGCCCACACAUUAAAUCUUGUGGUGGAGAAAGCCUUGGAGGUUGACACGGUAAAAUGCGACUAUUGA